AGUAAGCUUUCAGCCUCCAGGCUGCAACGUUCAGCUGCCAAGCAUGUGGCUCGUGUCCCUAUCUCGUUGCGGUUAGACCCUGUGAUCUUACGUAGACACCUGUCAUUGUGCGGGGUCUUGCUUCCUAUCUUUCUGAUUAGGUUACCUGUUGCAGAUGUUCACCAGACCAUCGAAAAACAGACUGGAUCGAACAAGAGGUCCCGUUCGCCACUUCGAUCUCAUACCUUCCGGAGGCCCAACAAAGGCGAGGGACGGCAGCGACGAGGCUGAAGAUUCCGAUCACAAAGUUGGAGAUCCUGACCACGAGGCCGAAGCUUCGGAUCACGAGGCUGAGCAUUUGAGUGACGAUCAGUCUCCAGAUGAUUACGAUGACGACAAGGAAACAUUAGAAAGGGAUGAAACCGGAUUUCGCACCGAGGAAAUUCACACACCGUUUCUAGAUCCAAACGCCAACACCGAAGGCGAUUCAUUUCACAGCGGCCCAGAUUUUGACCAGAAAGACAUAGAAGACGCAAGAGAAGAGUACUCUAGUCUCUUGAAGAAGUUGACUAUCUCCCGAGAUCAAACAGAAGCUAGCAGCUUCGAAACAGACAGACUUUUGGCGAUCGCUGUGAACCUGGGGGUAUUCACGGAUAACGAUACCACGGAACCAUUGCCGCCGCCGCCUCCUGGUCAGGGAAACCACGCUCUCCAAGACUAUCAGAUGCAACUUAUGCUUUUGGAACAGCAGAAUAAAAAGCGACUCCUCAUGGCGCGGCAGGAACAAGACCAAAUCGCCUCUGGCAUUUCCGAUCUGCCCUUUGCCCAGAACUCUCUCCCCACCAAGGUCCCCGAAGCUGUUCACUCUGCCCUGAUGCCCGAAACUAACUAAAUCCUGCACUCAGACCCAAAAGCAGCAGUAGCCUU
Alternaria rosae is the source of this 906-nucleotide messenger RNA. RefSeq lists its product as uncharacterized. The record is from RefSeq and is a predicted model, not a curated record. The transcript has a single exon. NCBI's taxonomy places the organism in Eukaryota, Fungi, Ascomycota, Dothideomycetes, Pleosporales, Pleosporaceae. The coding region runs from base 155 to 871 and encodes 238 amino acids.